Messenger RNA from Penicillium cinerascens, 801 nucleotides. Its product is annotated as sulfotransferase family protein. The record is from RefSeq and is a predicted model, not a curated record. The transcript has a single exon. NCBI's taxonomy places the organism in Eukaryota, Fungi, Ascomycota, Eurotiomycetes, Eurotiales, Aspergillaceae. Bases 1 to 801 code for a protein of 266 amino acids.
AUGGGUCAAAAACCAUCCGUCCCCCAACCUGGGGCCCGCUUUCAAGUGAUCGGCGCUGGCAUGUCGCGUACCGGGACAGCAUCAUUCAGCGCUGCAUUAGAGACCCUCUUGGGUGGGCCUGUUUACCAUGGUGGAACACAAAUGACAAUGGGUCCUCCGACCGAGAUCAAAUCCUGGAUCCAGAUUUUGCAGUAUUGGUUAGACGAUAAGGGGGCUGACAGACCCACGAUGAUGGACCUCAUGCGGCACCGGCUGGACGGAUUCGUCGCUGUAACCGAUGCACCUUGCUCGCAACUCUUCGGGGAAUUGAUGGAAACGUAUCCCGACGCCAAGGUCAUCUGCACAACCCGUGACCCAGUAUCUUGGGAAAAAUCCAUGUCUCAGAUCCAUCACGUCGCGCUGUUGUGGUUUCUGCGCGGGGUCCUUCUUCCACUCCCGGGUAUGAGACAUUUCGUGCAUUAUAUCAGUCUGUUGGAAAAGCAGUGGGUCAAGAUCUAUGGAACCGCGAAUCCCGAUCGCGCCACAUAUGACCAGCACAUUGCUUGGUUAAAAGAUGUAGUGCCUGGGGAUCGCUUGGUGUUCUUUAAUGUCAAAGAUGGAUGGGAGCCGCUGUGUAAGGCACUUGGUAAGGAGGUGCCUAUGGACAAACCUUUCCCUUGGAUCAACGAUGGGGCUGCAAUCGAUCAAACCGCUCGGUAUCAUAUUCGGCGGGGGCUUACUCGAUGGUCUGCAAUUCUUGCCGUGGUCGUAGUCGCCGUUGCAUUAGGAUUGCAGAUAUGCUUUGACAUUUUCUCCAAAUGA